GAUGCUCAACAGCAUCGAUCACUUUUUCUUUUGACGUUCAAAUCAGCAAUUGCGCAUGCGUGAAGUCACGAAAUGGCGCUCCUGUCCAGCAGGUGGCGCGACAACUAGACAGCAACCUCGGAGCUGCUGCUACAUGUGACAUUGACAUCAACAGAGGCACCAUGAGGCUGACCGCUCUCCUCUCGAUGGCAGCCCGGGUUGUAGUGCCCAAAGAUUACCGUUACGGCACCAACAGGCCGUGGACGGAGGCUGCUAAGAGGCGGAAUCCUCCGGGAAAAAAGAGGAGGAAGGUGUUCGUGGAGCCGCUGGAACCAGAGGACUGGACCAUACUGAAGGGGGACAUGGUUGAAAUUCUUGCUGGGAAGGACAAAGGGAAGCAGGGAAAGGUGACCCAAGUCUUCAGACAGAGAAACUGGGUCAUCUUGGAAGGCCUGAACACCCAUUUCAGGUUUAUCGGGAAAACCAGAGAUUACCGUGGAACCUACAUUGCCAGUGAGGCUCCUUUGCUGGUCCGUGAUGUCGCCCUGAUUGACCCGUCAGACAGGAAGCCCGCUCAGGUUGAGUGGAAGUACACAGAAGAGGGCGAGAGGGUAAGAGUAUCCACCAGGACGGGCCGAAUCAUCCCUAAACCUGUGGUGGAACGGCGAGACGGCAUUGUGCCUCAGCAGUGGAAAGAUGGACCCAAAGACACCAGUCCUGAAGACACUCUCGAAAAAACCUAUGUUCCAUCUCUAAAAACCCUGGAAGAGGAGGUCAUGGAGAAACUGGGUAUUCAGGAGGACAGGAGGCACCAGAAGUCCUACUGGUACUAAAGAUAAGCAUCAGAUAUGUGCCUCCUCGUUCUGUCCAGAUCUUACAGGUACGCUGAGCAUACCGCCCUCUGCUGGGAAUCUUAGUCCAGGUGAAAUGUGUGAAACUGUGUGAAGACCCCAGAAGGAGGCCAAACAGACUUAAACAUACAGUUGUUGCAUUUAAGUUCAUCCAUGAACCUUGUCUGUGUACAACAUUUGUUUCCUGAAUUACUUGGAUUUUUUGUCAUCAUGUGAAUAAAUGCCUGGCCUGUGUUUUAUUGUUUUGCAGAAAAAGAUCUAUUAAAUAACAAAGUGCAAAAUUA
Molecule: messenger RNA, 1114 nt
Organism: Girardinichthys multiradiatus
Lineage: Eukaryota; Metazoa; Chordata; Actinopteri; Cyprinodontiformes; Goodeidae
Gene: mrpl24
Product: mitochondrial ribosomal protein L24
Exons: 6
Coding region: 162-812 (216 amino acids)
Biological process (GO): translation
Cellular component (GO): ribosome; mitochondrion
Molecular function (GO): RNA binding; structural constituent of ribosome
Source: RefSeq, a predicted model, not a curated record